This is a messenger RNA of Acaulospora morrowiae, 193 nucleotides long. NCBI's taxonomy places the organism in Eukaryota, Fungi, Glomeromycota, Glomeromycetes, Diversisporales, Acaulosporaceae. The record is from the annotation of a GenBank genome assembly.
ACAUUCGGUUCAGGAUACUAAUUCACUCUACAAAUAUGGUCAUAAGGCCUAUGAUCUGGCUUAUUUGACGAUCAUGUAUUCUUGUUUUAACGCUUUAUACCUGAAUUGUAAAGAAUUAUCACAUCGAAUAUUAGUCUUGAUUCGAGGAUCAAGAAAUAAAAUUCCCAUGAUUAUAACAGGUAGAAUGGAUUGA